Messenger RNA from Cyphellophora attinorum, 1539 nucleotides. Its product is annotated as UDP-N-acetylglucosamine pyrophosphorylase. The coding region runs from base 1 to 1539 and encodes 512 amino acids. The transcript is spliced from 2 exons. Gene Ontology annotation, biological process: UDP-N-acetylglucosamine biosynthetic process. NCBI's taxonomy places the organism in Eukaryota, Fungi, Ascomycota, Eurotiomycetes, Chaetothyriales, Cyphellophoraceae. The record is from RefSeq and is a predicted model, not a curated record. Gene Ontology annotation, molecular function: UDP-N-acetylglucosamine diphosphorylase activity.
AUGGCUGAAGUCCUUAGGAAAGGCCUUGAGAAAGUCGGGCUUAAGUCUCCUGAGCCAGAGGGAAUCCCGCCAACAGAGCCCGCCGCAAAUGACCUUGCAGAGCUUCGAGAGAAGUAUGAGAAAGCGGAGCAAGACCAUGUCUUCGCAUUCUACGAUGAGCUUGAUACAGCAGGCAAGGCUGCCCUGUACGAACAACUCUCAGGCAUUGACCCGCGCCGCAUCAAUAUCCUAGCCGACAAGGCUCUUCACCCUCCGAAGCAAGAUGAGGACAAACAGCCUACCAUAGAACCGCUCCCCUCGGAAGCUGUCGACUCCCUGCUCGAGACAGAUGAAGAACAAAUCAAGAAAUGGUAUGAGGCAGGGCUGGAUCUGGUAGCUGAAGACAAGGUCGCGGUCGUUCUCAUGGCUGGCGGACAAGGAACCAGACUGGGAAGUUCAGAUCCCAAGGGCUGCUUCAACAUCGGGCUACCCAGCAACAAAUCACUAUUUCAAAUGCAAGCAGAGCGCAUCACAAAGAUUCAGCAGCUGGCACGUAAGAAGAAAGGCUUAGAUGAGGAUGCAACGGUGCCAUGGUAUGUGAUGACGAGUGGCCCUACGAGGAGGCCAACACAGGAAUUCUUCGAGAAGAACAAGUACUUCGGCCUAGACAAGAAGGAUGUCAUCAUCUUUGAACAGGGCGUGCUGCCUUGUAUAUCCAAUGAAGGCAAGAUUCUGAUGGAAAGCAAAUCGAAAGUUGCCGUGGCGCCAGACGGGAAUGGCGGCAUAUAUCAGGCAUUGAUCAUGUCAGAGGCACGUGGUGACAUGCGCAAGCGAGGCAUCGAGCAUAUCCAUGCAUACUGCGUCGACAAUUGCCUUGUCAAGGUCGCGGAUCCCGUCUUCAUUGGUGUAGCUGCAGAGAAGAAGGUCGACAUUGCCACGAAAGUCGUCCGCAAACGUGCGGCCAAGGAGUCUGUCGGGCUUAUCGUACAGAAGGAUGGUAAGCCAGACGUGAUUGAAUACUCCGAGAUGGACGAAGAAAUGGCGAAAGCCACGGAUUCGGGAGAUCGACUGAAGUUCCGAGCGGCUAAUAUCGUCAAUCAUUAUUAUUCCUUCAAGUUCUUCGAGAGCAUUGAAGAGUGGUACAACAAACUGCCACAUCACGUCGCGCGAAAGAAGAUUCCGUACAUCGACACAGAGAAAGGAGAGUCUGUCAAGCCAGAGAAGCCCAACGGCAUCAAGCUGGAGCAGUUCGUCUUCGACGUCUUCCCGCUGGUCGGCAUGGACAAGUUUGCUUGUCUCGAGGUCGAUCGCGCGGAGGAAUUCUCGCCGCUCAAGAAUGCUGCCGGUACUGGUGAAGACGAUCCUGAGACCAGCAAGAAGGACAUCAUGCAACAGGGGGCGAGAUGGUUGAAGAAUGCUGGUGCCACUGUCGUAAGCGAAAGCGAUCAGACCGGUGUGGAAGUGUCCCCACUGAUCAGCUAUGGUGGCGAAGGACUGGAUUAUCUUAAGGGCAGAGAAGUCAAAGCCCCAGCGGUCAUCGAGAAGAGCGGUGCACAGUAG